GGAUCAAUUCAACGAAGGUAAAAUCUAAAUAUGAAAUAUUAAAAACUACCACACGGGGGCAGAAACUUCUUCCCGGGCCCAAAACUCUUCAACUAAUGGCCCGGAAGCGGAAGUUCUUUCCUUUCUUGUUUCUGCUUGUGAAGAAACGCUUGUAGACAAUGGCUCCUCGUAAAGGGAAGGAGAAGAAGGAGGAGCAGGUCAUCAGCCUCGGCCCUCAGGUGGCUGAAGGAGAGAACGUGUUUGGCGUCUGUCACAUCUUCGCCUCCUUCAACGACACCUUCGUCCAUGUCACUGAUCUUUCUGGAAAGGAGACCAUUUGCCGCGUGACCGGUGGGAUGAAGGUGAAGGCCGACAGAGACGAGUCGUCUCCGUACGCCGCCAUGUUGGCGGCUCAGGACGUGGCUCAGCGCUGCAAAGAGCUGGGAAUCACUGCGCUGCACAUCAAGCUGAGAGCCACCGGAGGGAACAGAACAAAGACUCCUGGACCUGGAGCUCAGUCUGCUCUCAGAGCUCUGGCUCGAUCUGGAAUGAAGAUCGGUCGCAUCGAGGACGUCACUCCGAUCCCAUCCGACUCCACCAGGAGGAAGGGCGGUCGCCGCGGUCGUCGUCUGUAGUUCCACACAUUUUUCUGACAAUAAAAAGAUUUAAGUCCAA
Cynoglossus semilaevis (tongue sole) is the source of this 654-nucleotide messenger RNA. It is a transcript of the gene rps14, whose product is annotated as ribosomal protein S14. Lineage: Eukaryota; Metazoa; Chordata; Actinopteri; Pleuronectiformes; Cynoglossidae. The coding region runs from base 159 to 614 and encodes 151 amino acids. Gene Ontology annotation, cellular component: ribosome. The transcript is spliced from 5 exons. Gene Ontology annotation, molecular function: structural constituent of ribosome. Gene Ontology annotation, biological process: translation. The record is from RefSeq and is a predicted model, not a curated record.